This is a messenger RNA of Prorocentrum cordatum, 559 nucleotides long. Lineage: Eukaryota; Dinophyceae; Prorocentrales; Prorocentraceae. The record is from the annotation of a GenBank genome assembly.
GAACAUUGUGGAGGAGGUGGUCAACGGAAAGGUCAAGCAGGAGAUGGAGGCGCACUACGUGCAGCAGCAACCGCAGGAAGUAGCCCAGAACGACAGUGACGAGGAGUCGAGGGACUUACAGGUUAUCGCGGGGGGCUUGAAGGAUGAGGAGGAGCAGGAGGGCACCAUUAAGCAGGUGCGGGAGGUCGUCAGGAGCGCAGAAUCGGUGUUGUGCAAUGCGCAAUUCCGGUCUACUGCGGCCAAGUUCGGCUUCUUGAACAAGAUCAACAGCAUGGGCGCGCAGUGGGAGAACAGUGACACAAUUAAGUUCACAUGCAACGACACUUUCGAGAAACUGGACUUGGACAAGCAUUUGGGGCAUGACAAGGGGAGGUUGCACGAAAACGAUGGGCAUGACCUGAAGGAUAUCAACAUCAAGUGGAAAGGGCAGGCGGUGGAGCUCCAGGGAAAAACAGUAGCAUGGAUGGAUAACGGCACCAUGAAGUACAAGGGCGCGGGUCUCGCGGUGCAUCGCGCGACCGAGGAAUUCAUGGAGGAUGGGAGGGGCAGCCGGAGCCCG